Blumeria graminis f. sp. triticale is the source of this 1329-nucleotide messenger RNA. The record is from the annotation of a GenBank genome assembly. NCBI's taxonomy places the organism in Eukaryota, Fungi, Ascomycota, Leotiomycetes, Helotiales, Erysiphaceae.
AAAGUCAAAGUGCUCACUCGCUCGUCACUGGCGCAAGCUGGCUCUGAUGUUCAGAAACAACCCCGCAACUUGGACUCUGCCUUGCAUCCCUUUGAAAGGGCUAGAGAAUAUACUCGUGCACUAAAUGCAACAAAAUUGGAACGUAUGUUUGCUGCGCCAUUUAUCGCACAGUUAGGAAAAGGUCAUGUUGAUGGAGUUUACUCAAUGGCUAAGGAUCCAAACUCUUUACAGAGGUUUGCUAGUGGAAGUGGUGAUGGUGUUGUCAAAGUGUGGGAUCUCACAAGUCGAGAUGAAAUUUGGAGUACCACUGCCCAUGAAAACAUUGUCAAAAGUCUUUGCUGGACUAGAGAUCAAAAGCUUUUGACAUGCGCGAGCGACAGAUCUAUCAAACUUUUUGAUCCAUAUGACUCCUCUUCAGGAGCAUCACCUGCUGCAACUUGGCUAGGGUCAAACGCUUACACUAGCCUAUCGCACCAUCGAACAGCGAAUUCAUUUGCAGCCGCCUCCGGUAAUAUUACUAUAUACGAUGUCGAAAGACACACUGCACCACCGGAAGUUCUGAAAUGGCCAAAUUCAACGGACACAAUUACUGCAGUUUCUUUUAACCAAAUUGAGACGUCUAUACUUGCAUCAGUUGCUACGGAUAGAUCAAUUGUUCUAUACGAUUUGCGUACCUCCAUGCCAUUGGCUAGGACUGUACUAAACUUUGCCUCCAACUCUAUCUCUUGGAAUCCAAUGGAAGCAUUCAAUUUCGCAGUUGCAAAUGAAGACCACAAUAUUUAUAUAUUUGAUAUGCGAAAAAUGGACAAGGCCCUCAACGUUCUCAAAGAUCAUGUUGCUGCAGUCAUGGAUGUCGAAUUUAGUCCUACUGGAGAAGAACUUGUCUCUGCCUCUUAUGACCGAACAGUCCGACUAUGGAGUCGUAAUAAGGGCCAUUCGCGUGAUAUAUAUCACACGAAACGCAUGCAGCGGGUCUUUUCAUGCAAGUGGACACCUGACUCUAAUUUUAUUCUCUCUGGGUCUGAUGACGGAAACAUACGUCUAUGGCGCGCCAACGCAUCAAAAAGAGAAGGAAUCAAAAGUGCUAAGCAGAGACAAUCCCUGGAGUACAAUGAGGCUCUAAGUCAAAGAUAUGCACAUAUGCCAGAAAUAAAAAGGAUUAAAAGACAUCGCCAUAUUCCUAAAGUUGUGAAGAAGGCGGGAGAAAUUAAAAAUGAGGAAUUGAAAGCUAUAAAGAAGAGGCAAGAGAAUGAGCGAAAGCACACGAUAAAACAACAUCAGAAGCGGAAAAGUGAGAGACAAAAAAUGGUGUUGGCCUUAGAAAAAUAG